AUUAAUCGUUUUUUUAAAAUUGAAAAAGUAAACAACCAAUUAAGUUUUUGUGUGUUAAAUGAAUGAUUUAUAAAAAAAAAAAAUUAUUAUAAAUUUUUAUUGUAUUUUAUUAAAAUAUAAACAUUGUAUUAUGGCCGAAAAUAUUAAAAUUGAUACAGUUUCUAAGGAAGUUGAAACGCUUGAUAUAUAUAUGAAUGUUGCUAAAUUUGAAGAAGAACAAGCAUUAAACCGAAAUGAAAAUAAAGACUCCCAGAUUUAUUUUAAUACUUUACACAAAUGGCAAGAUAUAAUGAAGUGGAAUCAUGAAUUAAAAACCAAAGAUAAUCCAUCGAAAGAAAAACUUGAAGAAUACAAAAAUGAUGCGGUUCAUAUAUUUUUAAUUUUGAAAAAAUUAAAUAGAUUAGAUAAAAUUCGGUCAAAACAAAAAAAAGAUUUGCUUAAUAAAAAAAAACAAGAAAUUGAUAGUAAACAUUUGCAACAAGAAAAUUUAUUAAAUGAAUUAUUUUACUUGAAGAAAGAGAUUUCAAAAUGCUUACAGUAUAAAUCUAUUGAUAGUGAAAUUGAUCUUGUACCAUUAGAAUCAUUUAGUAAAGUUGCUAAUUUAUCAAAUGAAGACAUUGAAAAAUUUCAAAAUGGAAGUAUGAGUGAACAUGAAUUGCAUGUUAAACGUUUGCAAUAUGAACUUGAACAAAGACAAACUCAACAAAAACAAUGUGAUGAAGUUGAAAAAAAUAAAGAAAAAAUAUUAUUUGAAAUUCAAGAAGAAAGUCGAAUUUUACAGGGUAUUUUGCCUAUGCUCAAAGAUAUACAUAGUGCAUCAUUACCUCUGCAACAAUGUUUUGGGCUUGAUCCAUGUCAAGUUAAAUCUUAUCCAGAUAAUGUAAAUUUAUUACCAAAACCACUGUAUUAUUUGUAUAUUCAAACAGAUGCAUUUAGGGAAGCAACUAAUAAAUCCGUUUUGGUAUCCACUGAUGGCGACGAAGAAGAAGCCAGGCGAUUUGACGCAAAUAAAAAUCAAGCCAUUGAAAUUAACUCUGAUGAAGAAUUAGAUAUGCCAAAACCGAAAAAAAGACACCAUAAAAAAUCUAGAAUAGAUACCAAAGAUGUACAACAAAGAAGCUUACUAACUAAGCAUCCAUUAUCUGUAAAAUUAACUAUAAAUUUGCAAAACAGUACACAAUUUGUCAUAGAAUUUUUUUACUUGGUAAAUCUAAAUAUAGUUACUGUAACGGUAACAUCUUCAUGGUCAGGGUUUUCAUCGUCUUACUCUAGAGAGUUACUAUCACCUAUAUCAAUACUUGACUCAUUAUUCCCAGGAGAUAAUGGUAAUGAAAGCCCAAACAUCGUGAAUUAUCAUCAAUUAGAUGAAAUGACUGCUGAGUUCAACUCUUUAGAUGUAGGAAAACCAUAUAUAUGGGCACAAAAUAUUUGUGGAUUAGAUUUUCUUAACUGUGAUAAACCUGAUCAUUUAGUUUCAAGAAAUCACAUUUCACUAGUCCUAAAAGCUAUUGAUAAUCGUGUUAAAACUAGAAUCUCUUUAAUUUCUCAACUUGAUUGUAGUGACUUGGAAAGAAGAUUCAGCAUAAAUGGGGUUAAUUUGACUUCUGUAUUAUCUCCUUGGAAUACUAUGUCUUGGGACAAUUAUAACAAAUUACAGUACUGUAAAUCACAUGUUCAAUCUGGAAUAGUUUCGGAACAAGAUUUGUUAUUUAAACGAGUAGUUAAUUAUAAGACUGCGGCAUUGACAGUUGUUAUGGCUAUUAAAUGUGAUUAUCCUGUUAGCUCUCCAAUAUUUGCUCUUCAGUUGAAUAUGCCUACUGUAAAUGAAGGAACAUCUGUACUGAACUCUACAAACAAUAAUUCAAUAAGAGAACUUGAAAGGGAGAUUAAUAUUUUUAAUGAACCAAAAGAAGAUAGUAAUGUCAAUGAAAUGCUUAUAAAUCUUAUUGGUCGGCUUGUAGUUUGUUUUGAAGUAAUGAUGGAAACCUGGGGACAUCCAGAUUUUCCUAAAACAAAAACAGUUUUGUACAAUAUCAGGGGUAGAACCAGAAGUCAUCCAUUUAAAGUCGUUAAACACCAUUCAGGAAUAUUAUUUGAACAUCGUUAAAUUAAUUUCCUUAGAUUUAGUGCUUACACAAACUUUUAUAUAAUGAUUACCUAUUAAAUUUAAUUUUGAAUAACUGCA
Messenger RNA from Daktulosphaira vitifoliae (grape phylloxera), 2185 nucleotides. RefSeq names its product THO complex subunit 5 homolog (gene thoc5). Gene Ontology annotation, cellular component: THO complex part of transcription export complex. Gene Ontology annotation, biological process: positive regulation of DNA-templated transcription, elongation; mRNA export from nucleus. Bases 131 to 2107 code for a protein of 658 amino acids. The record is from RefSeq and is a predicted model, not a curated record. Lineage: Eukaryota; Metazoa; Arthropoda; Insecta; Hemiptera; Phylloxeridae. The transcript has 13 exons. Gene Ontology annotation, molecular function: mRNA binding.